Haliotis rubra (blacklip abalone) is the source of this 2141-nucleotide messenger RNA. RefSeq names its product rho GTPase-activating protein 18-like. The record is from RefSeq and is a predicted model, not a curated record. The transcript has 19 exons. Gene Ontology annotation, molecular function: GTPase activator activity. Gene Ontology annotation, biological process: signal transduction; regulation of actin filament polymerization; regulation of small GTPase mediated signal transduction. NCBI's taxonomy places the organism in Eukaryota, Metazoa, Mollusca, Gastropoda, Lepetellida, Haliotidae. Bases 273 to 2141 code for a protein of 622 amino acids. Gene Ontology annotation, cellular component: cytoplasm.
UUGAGGAAGGUCGGUAACGAUGUCAGUCCGGUGCUUUUGAAGUAGUGUAAGUGGUGUUUGAUGUUAUAACAACACUCGCAUAUACAAUAGACAAUAAGCACCUGUUCACACCUUUGAUUCGGAUACCUGAAUAGUGUCAUAGAGUUGAUCCGUGCACACAUUUCGAGAAGAGGAUUGUUUUACCUGGCUAAACGGACAACUCCCAUGCUUCUGUCCUUCGGAAGGAAAUCUAACAGAUGGAGCAGUCUAUAGGGGUGUGGCUGUGACCCACAAUGGCAAGCAACCAUGGCAGCUCAGAGCCAUUUGAAGACUACUGGAAGGAGUUCGAUGACAUUGAAAGCAGUAAAGGAUCAGAUGAUGAGGAGGAGCUGUCCAAAACCCCAGAUGAGGGGGAACAAGAAGCGGAGUGGCUCCAACGGGCAGGAUAUGGAUUUGUUGCAAGCAAACUACAUGAUGGAAAGGAGCUGAGUGAUGAUGACCUGGAGGGUUUGACAGAUGAGUUGUCUGUCCCCCAGGCGGAGGCGGUGCGGAAACGUAUCGACACACUGACCACCACAAUGAGGAAGAAACAGAAACAGAACAAGAUCCAUGUGAAGGACAUCUUUACUAACAUGGAUGCUGGGCAACCAAGAAGUCCAACACUGGAUUAUCUGGUCCAGACUGCCGACAUCAGGAGAGAAAGUACCAAAACCGAGAGCACCUGCCUGGUCAUAGCAUCCUUUCUGAGGGGCUACAACCUUGAGACAAUUCGUGGUGUCCAGGUGCUGAGCAUCAACCCCAUGACGACACAGAACAGGUUGUCACGGACUCAGCUGCAGCCAAUCACAGACACUGAUUUCUCCAUGGACUUCCAUCUUGAGGAGAGAGACAACAAGAGCAAUUCGCAAAGGAAUCCACUUGAUUUACCUGCAUUCAACAUGAAGCACGACCCACUGGGCACCACACGGAUCAACGACCUGGGCACUGCAGACCUCGACAGUCUACGAGCCCUCGCCCACAUAGAACUCAGUGCUCUCUUUGAUAUGAAUGGGUUAAUGUUUGCCAGACCAAAGAAAAAGAAAAAGAUUAAAGAACAUGGUUUGUUUGGUGUCCCAAUCCACAUCCUGUUGGAGAACGACCAGCGGAGAGCUCCCAAUGCCAAAAUACCACUUAUAUUUCAGGAGUUGAUCCGUUUUCUAGAAAAGGAAGGCCUCAGAACGGAGGGUAUACUUCGAGUGCCUGGAGCGGUAUCAAGAAUAAAGCACUUACGACAUGAAUUAGAAGAGAAGUUUUACUUGGGAACUUUCCACUGGAAGGAUGUUUGGCCCAAUGAUGCUGCAGCUCUCAUGAAGCAAUUUAUCCGAGAUCUACCAAUACCUCUGUUGACCUAUGACUACAUCGAUGCCUUCCCACAAGUCAAGUCGAUCAAGACGACACUGGAGCAGCUGAGAUGCCUCAACUUGCUGGUGCUGCUUCUGCCUGAUGAACAUCGGGAAACUCUCAGGGUUUUAUUAAAAUUUCUGCGCAAGAUUGUAAACUACAGUAAAGACAACAAGAUGUCGCUGAGCAAUGUUGCCAUGAUAAUGGCCCCCAACUUGUUCCUGGGACCAGCUACACGGAACAAGUCAGUCAGCAUAGAACAGAAGGAGCUGACCAAGGCACACGGAACGUCAAGUAUUGUGAAGAUGCUGAUACACUACCAGGAGGAACUGUGGACGGUGCCCCCAUCCUUUGUCAGACAGCUGAGGAUUCAAAAUGAGGCAGAUAUUUUGCGGAAAAAUAGGAAAAGAGGAUUCCGUGCUCGCAAGGACAAAGCUGAUUUUUACAGAAAGUCAGCUCCAAUUUCAGAGGCGGACCUAGCAGAGGGGGUGAUCCUGGUGAAGGCGCCACACCUCACCAAACUCUCCACCAGGAUGAAGCUGGAUGAGCUGACCACAGCCAGGGACAUUGUGGCCAAGUUCAGCCGCAUUGCAGGGCCACACCCAAGUGGGGGGCUCGGAGAGAGUUUCUCAUCUCGGGAACAUCACAGUCAUGCAUUGCACAGCAUGAGAUUCCGGAACCCAGACAAUGCACAGUUUGCAGAUGACAAUGCAUACCUGUUUGAGGUUGGAGGCAAUAUAGGUUGUUACCAGUGUUUGGAAUGCAACCUUCCCCAACAGUAA